Molecule: messenger RNA, 2762 nt
Organism: Phycodurus eques (leafy seadragon)
Lineage: Eukaryota; Metazoa; Chordata; Actinopteri; Syngnathiformes; Syngnathidae
Gene: chd1l
Product: chromodomain helicase DNA binding protein 1-like
Exons: 24
Coding region: 93-2759 (888 amino acids)
Biological process (GO): DNA repair; chromatin remodeling
Cellular component (GO): nucleus
Molecular function (GO): ATP binding; DNA helicase activity; ATP-dependent chromatin remodeler activity
Source: RefSeq, a predicted model, not a curated record
ACGUGACUAUUGAGGAAGCGUUUGACGAAGGUCAUUCCUGGACUCUACUGUAGUUUGUUUAUGUUUUGUUUUGGUCCCGCCGGUGUGAAAACAUGACGGAAUUAUUGCUUAAGAUUAAAAACAGCGUGCCAGCCAAACAGAAGACGACUUUGACUCAGAGCGACAUGCAGUCUUGGGGCUUAAAAGGGAUCCAGCUGCGGGCCUACCAGCUGGAUGGCGUCCAGUGGCUGACGCAGUGCCUGAAGAACCAGCAGGGAUGCAUCCUGGGAGAUGAGAUGGGCUUGGGAAAAACUUGUCAGACCAUCUCCCUGCUGGUGUAUAUGUCAGGCGCUCUUGAUGCCAAUGGUCCAUUUUUGGUCCUUAGUCCGCUCUCUGUCAUGGAGAACUGGAGGAAUGAGUUGGAACGUUUUGCACCAUUUCUGAAUGUGCUUUGCUACAAGGGAGACAAGGACAGACGGGCCGAGAUUCAAGGGGAUGCGCAGGACUUCCACGUUCUGCUCACCACAUACGAGCUCUGUCUCAAAGAUGCUUUCUUCCUAAAACGGUGGAAGUGGAAGGUGCUGGUCGUGGACGAAGCUCACCGCCUCAAGAACCAGAACUCUCUGCUACGUAAGACCCUGACUAAGUUCUCAGUGGACUUCCGGGUUCUGCUGACCGGCACGCCCAUCCAGAACAACCUACAGGAGCUCCACUCCCUGCUGAGUUUCAUCCAGCCCGCCGUCUUCUCGGCGGAUGAUGCCGACGGCUUUGCUCGCUCUUUUGCAGAUGUGCGGAGUCAACCUGCACUCGCUGCCGAGCUCCAGAGCGUCCUGGAGCCCUUCCUGCUCCGCCGGGUCAAGUCGGAGGUGGCGGUCGACCUGCCCAAGAAGACGGAAGUGGUGGUGUACCACGGCAUGUCGGCGCUGCAGAAGAAAUACUACAAAGCCCUCCUGAUGAAGGAUGUCGAGGCUUUUGGCAGCGACCAGAGCAACAAGACCCGUCUGCUGAACAUCCUGAUCCAGCUGAGGAAGUGUGUCGACCACCCGUAUCUGUUCGACGGAGUGGAGCCCGAACCGUUUGAGAUGGGGGAACAUCUGAUUGAAGCAAGCGGGAAACUCUGCCUCCUCGACAACAUGUUGGCCUACCUGCAACAAGGCGGCCAUCGUGUUCUGCUCUUCUCCCAGAUGACCAGGAUGCUGGACAUUCUUCAGGACUACAUGGAGUACAGAGGUUUCAGCUACGAGCGUCUGGACGGCUCGGUCCGCGGCGAGGAACGGAACCUGGCGGUGAAGCACUUCAGCAGCAAGGACGUGUUCGUCUUCCUGCUCAGCACCAAAGCAGGAGGCGUUGGCUUGAACCUGACAGCCGCGGACACGGUCAUCUUCAUGGACAGCGACUUCAACCCUCAAAACGACCUGCAGGCGGCCGCGCGCUGCCACCGGAUUGGCCAGCGCAGGCCGGUGAAGGUGGUCCGCCUGCUGGCCAGAGACACGGUGGAGGAGAUCAUGUACUCCCGCGCCAUCGCCAAGCUGGAGCUCACCAACGCGGUGAAACCGACAGAUCAGGAAACUUUGGAGGCGGCGGCGGCGGCGCUGGCGCUCGCCUUCCCCAACAGGAAGCGGCGUCCUCUCACCGAGGAGGAGCUGGAGCUACGGCGGCGGAAGCGCGAGGAGGCGGCGGCCAAGCGGGCCAAAUAUGAGGCGGACGCCAAGAGGAAGCAGGAGGAGACCAAGUACAAGAAAAAGAUGGCGUGGUGGGCGUCGAGCGGCUACAGGUCCUGCUGCCUGAAGCCCGCGCACAGCGAGGAAGACGAAGAGGAGGAAGAGGAGGAGGACGUCGGCAGCGUGAGCUCGGCGGACUCGGAUAGCGGCGCCAUCCGCUACGUCCUGGGAGACGUGACGCAUGCUCACGCCGCACGCGGGGACGCCAUCAUCGUGCACUGUGUUGAUGACUCGGGCCGCUGGGGGAAGGGAGGCUUGUUCACUGCGCUGGAGGUGCGGUCGGAUGAACCCCGCCGGCGGUACGAGCUGGCGGGUGAGAUGAAAGACUUGGAUCUCGCAAGCGUGCUGUUUUUUCCCAUCGAUGACAAACAGUCCCGACUGGACGGGAACGAUCACGUGGCCCUCAUCGUCGCGCAGCGGCGAGACAAGGCCAACAAGUUGUCGGGCAUCUUUCUGACGGCGCUGGACGAAGGCCUGAAGAAGAUUUACGCCGCCGCCAAACGGAAUCAAGCGAGCGUGCACCUGCCUCGCAUCGGCCACGCUACCGAGGGCUUCAACUGGUACGGCACGGAGCGUCUGAUCAGGAAACAUCUGGCUUCCAGAGGCAUCCCCACCUUCAUAUACUAUCACAGUCGCGGCGCCAAAAACCCGCUCGCCGCUGCCUCGGCGUCCUCGCCGGAAGCGCAGACGCGCAGCUCGGCCGCCGGCGCCGCGGAAGCGCAAGGGGCGGGCCCGUCCGCCCCCGGGGGCCCUCGGACCUCCCCCGAGCUGCCGUCUUUCAUGAGGGGGGUCCACGUCUUUUUCUACAACCUGACGGCAACGGACCGAAAGAGGCUGGCACGCUACCUCUGCACCUAUGAUGGCGACGAGGAAGAGACGAUGAGCGGCGAGGUCACCCACGUCGUCGCCGAGGUGGAGCACGAGCUCCGCUCUCAGGAGCUGCGGGAGCUGACGCGCCGCUACGAUCGGGCCGUGCCGGUGCGCAAGGCCUGGCUGGAGGCCUGCUUCUCGCGACAGAGGCGAGUCCGCAGCGCGUCCUUCGCACACGUGCUCGCAUAACAC